UUUACUUUUUACCUUUAUUAUAUCAUUUAAAAACAUUAAUUUAUUUCAAAUAAAAUCGAACAUGAUGGUUGAAGUUAAUGAACAGACCCUUUUUAUAGUGGAUGAAGUGAGUGAUAUUGUAAAGGACUCAAUUGAACAUUUAAUUGGAAGUGAAUUAUACCAACAAAAUAUGGUAAAUAAAUGGACAGAUUCUGUAGUUGAAAACUGCUUAACAAGAUUUUGUAAACUGGCCAAACCUUUUAAAUAUAUUA
Molecule: messenger RNA, 251 nt
Organism: Acyrthosiphon pisum (pea aphid)
Lineage: Eukaryota; Metazoa; Arthropoda; Insecta; Hemiptera; Aphididae
Product: dynein light chain Tctex-type 1-like
Exons: 2
Source: RefSeq, a predicted model, not a curated record